Molecule: messenger RNA, 735 nt
Organism: Penicillium mononematosum
Lineage: Eukaryota; Fungi; Ascomycota; Eurotiomycetes; Eurotiales; Aspergillaceae
Exons: 2
Coding region: 1-735 (244 amino acids)
Source: RefSeq, a predicted model, not a curated record
AUGCAAGCCUCAGAGAAACUUCCGACUUAUGAAGAGAGCGCAAAGUCUCCCAAGGAAAUAUUGAUGGACAGGCUGAAGAAGAAAAUAGAAAAAGCCCAGAAACCCGAGGAUCUUCUUACCCACCUGCUUUCAACCGAGUUGAAUGUCGAAGACAAAGCAACUCUCCUGAGACAAGCCCCGAAGCAUAUAUAUGACUGCAAUCACCGACAAAGUGCCGAGUAUGUUGAAGCUCAGCUGAGAGAGGCAGGCUACGGUGAGCUUGCCAUAUACCUAUACUGGUGUUUCUUCUGGUAUAGGGCACAGCCGACGGGGCCAGAAAGCUGGAUCAAAGAACUGAUUGAACUUGAUAUCGAGGAACGCUGGGUUGCUCAACGAAAGGCCUGCAUUCAAGAAAAGCUCCAAACCUUGAAAUCCUCAUCGGAGCUACCUCUGUCUUCCGAAGAUGGAGCGAAACAUGCGUCGCAACUCGAGAGAGAUUAUGGAUCGCAGACGACAGUAUUUCCAGUAGAUUCGCAGCACGAGGAUUCGCAUUUCAAAGACAGAAUAUCGACUGGUAUCUCUCUUCUGAAUUACGCGAAGAUUGCGCGAGGGGAGGAGGUUGCUGUGGGCGGACGUGCGGAUGUUGCGCAAUACCACGAACGAUCGAUGGGCUUCGAACAGAAGGGAUGCGUAACCGAGGUCACUGCACUUCAGCAUGCUCUUGUUGUCUGGAUGCCCACGAGCUUGAUGGCAUAG